Messenger RNA from Penicillium oxalicum, 531 nucleotides. RefSeq lists its product as uncharacterized. The record is from RefSeq and is a predicted model, not a curated record. NCBI's taxonomy places the organism in Eukaryota, Fungi, Ascomycota, Eurotiomycetes, Eurotiales, Aspergillaceae. The coding region runs from base 1 to 531 and encodes 176 amino acids. The transcript has 2 exons.
AUGGAAACCAAAGAGGAAGUACCGGUAGUCCAAGAAUUUUGCGAAACCCAUCCCGACGCGAAUGAUCAUCAGCCAUCGGAAGCCGCGCCUUCAGAUAUCACAACGCUUAACCUACUUCAAACUAAUGACCAACACACUCUGAUGAUACGGCCAUUCCAGUCUGUCCUGGAUACGCUGGAUAAGCUGGAGCGCGACGACCCGAGGCUAGCUUUCCAGGCAGCGAGGCUGGUGGGGCUGUUUCGGCGGUUGUGGGAGUCUUGUGUCACCAAGCAUGUGGACGUGCAGGGACUCGAAAAUACAAAUGCGGCUCUCAGAGCUGAGAAUGUCCAAUUGAGCCAAGAGGAGGGACGGUUGAAAAAGCGCGAGGAAGAACAAGCUACUCGCCUCGCAUCCUUCCAUGAGGGCAUGGAGCACGCCAGAGAACAAAUGCUCGAGGCACUAAAGAACUGGAAUAUGUACGUGUCCAGCGACGUGAGGUUGGCUUCGCAAGAAAUUUCGGCGAAUGAGUUAUGCAGUGGCGCACGACACUGA